Messenger RNA from Rotaria sordida, 702 nucleotides. Lineage: Eukaryota; Metazoa; Rotifera; Eurotatoria; Philodinida; Philodinidae. The record is from the annotation of a GenBank genome assembly.
AUGCCAGAAUCUGAAGCGAAAUUAUCAGAAUUAUCGAAACAAGAUGUACGUCGAGAAGGUAUUUUGUUAAUUUUACAAGGUAUUUGUAAAUUUAUUAUUUUUCGAAUAUCUCUUCACUUAAUACCUCUUGAAUGGCUUUCGCUUUCUUCAUCAUCAUUGUUUCUAAUAUUCCGCUUUCUUCGUUAUGGAUUAUUAAGUAUUCUUCUAUAUCUAUCACUUGACGGUAAUGUCAGUAUCGCUUUCGGUAUUUAUACUAUCCUUUUUAAUCUUCAAAUGAAUCCUGUGUAUGCUGCGUUGCCUUUCGUUUCUACCAGUCUUCGAGACUUUUGGUCACAUCGUUGGAAUCGUCUUAUAAAAAAUUCGCUGCAACUUAUGUCUUUUGUUGUUAUUCCAAAAUGGAUCGAUCCAAUAAUCUCUAUGAACAACAAAGCAAAAGGUCUUCUAGCUUUUGUAAUAUCAGGUUUGCUGCAUGAAUAUACGUACUGGUUUGUCGCUGGUAAAUGGUCUGGUAAAAAUAUGAUUUUUUUUUUAUUACAUGGUCUUUUAGUUUUAUUAGAAAUAACUAUGAAGUGGCCAACAAAGCCAAAUACUUUCAAAGAAAAAUUAUUGGGAUGUAUAUGGACAGUAGGAAUUAUGUUAUCUACUGCAUCUCUUUUCUUCGAUCCAUAUAUUGAAACUGGACUUUUUGCUGCUUGGAAAUAA